AUGGUAGCUUGGGCAGCUUUAGGCGCAAUGGGAACAAAAGCAUUAGCAUUUGGAGCAAAAGCACUUGGAGCUUAUGACGCAGUAAAUAAAAUGAGUGGAGGAAGGGUUUCAAAGACAUUAGAUGCAAAUAAAGGAAAGAUUGGAGGCUGGGUUGCAAAGAAGUUAAGAUUAAAUAAAAUAGGGCUCAUAAAUAAAGCAUCCAAUUUGGUUGCGACUGAGUCAGAAAAUGCUUUAGGAAAGGACGAUGAGUUUGCAAAACAUGCAAAAGACUUUAAUGACCAGAUGAAAG
Messenger RNA from Trichomonas vaginalis G3, 289 nucleotides. RefSeq names its product protein of unknown function, DUF4107 family. The transcript has a single exon. The annotation marks the transcript as partial. Lineage: Eukaryota; Parabasalia; Trichomonadida; Trichomonadidae. The record is from RefSeq and is a predicted model, not a curated record.